Molecule: messenger RNA, 642 nt
Organism: Sclerotinia sclerotiorum 1980 UF-70
Lineage: Eukaryota; Fungi; Ascomycota; Leotiomycetes; Helotiales; Sclerotiniaceae
Product: 40S ribosomal protein S5
Exons: 4
Coding region: 1-642 (213 amino acids)
Biological process (GO): translation; ribosomal small subunit assembly
Cellular component (GO): cytosolic small ribosomal subunit; ribosome
Molecular function (GO): mRNA binding; structural constituent of ribosome; rRNA binding
Source: RefSeq, a predicted model, not a curated record
AUGUCUGAAGGAGAAAUCGAAGUCGAGGCCGUCUCCGGCUACCAAGUGCUCCCAAAGGAAGUCACUGAGGAGAUUGGAAGCAUCAAGCUUUUCAACAAAUGGAGCUACGAGGAUGUUGAGAUCCGCGACAUCUCUUUGACCGAUUACAUUCAAAUCAGAGCACCAGUCUACAUCUCCCACUCCGCCGGUCGUUAUGCGCAAAAGAGAUUCAGAAAGGCCAACUGCCCAAUCAUUGAGCGUCUUACCAACUCCUUGAUGAUGAACGGUCGCAACAACGGAAAGAAGCUCAUGGCUGUCCGCAUUGUUGCCCACGCCUUCGAGAUCAUCCACAUCAUGACCGACCAAAACCCAAUCCAAGUUGCCGUUGAUGCUAUCGUCAACUGCGGUCCUCGCGAAGAUUCCACCCGUAUCGGAUCCGCCGGUACCGUCCGUCGUCAAGCCGUCGAUGUCUCCCCUCUCCGCCGUGUCAACCAAGCUAUUGCUCUCCUUACCAUCGGUGCCCGUGAAGCUUCAUUCAGAAACGUCAAGUCCAUUGCCGAGUGCUUGGCUGAAGAAUUGAUCAACGCUGCUAAGGGAAGCAGUAACUCCUACGCCAUCAAGAAGAAGGAUGAGUUGGAGCGUGUCGCCAAGAGCAAUCGUUAA